This is a messenger RNA of Mercenaria mercenaria, 5823 nucleotides long. RefSeq lists its product as uncharacterized. The record is from RefSeq and is a predicted model, not a curated record. Gene Ontology annotation, molecular function: ubiquitin-protein transferase activity. The coding region runs from base 206 to 3214 and encodes 1002 amino acids. The transcript has 9 exons. NCBI's taxonomy places the organism in Eukaryota, Metazoa, Mollusca, Bivalvia, Venerida, Veneridae.
CAAAGUAUAACUAUCGAUCGGGUAUUUAUUAUGGCUAUGUUAUGUAUUUAAAGUCUUUUUAACUCAAAUCUAAAAUGAAUUGUUAUAUGGACAUAAUGAAACAGAGUUUUCAUUUUAAUUAUCAGGCUAAUAAAUAGGUAGUUUGUUUUCGGUUAACGAUCAGACUGAUAAAUACGAAUGUGAAUUAAACACGGAAGUAAACAAAAUGGCGGCGCUAAAACAAGUUUUACAAAUUGAGCCUGCAGCUGAACUUGUAUUCCCAGUGACAUUUGACGAGAACGCAACAACAAAACUCAAGUUAACAAAUCCUUCACAAGAGAGUAUUUGUUUUAAAAUAAUGGUAAAAGUUCCGGCGGUAUACACCUUCAAGCCAAACAAGGGGAUAAUUCCACCAAACCAGUCUACAGAAAUAUUAGUCACGCUUCAAUCAUUCAAGUACGACGAAAAUCAAACAUACAGACACAAGAUAAUGGUACGAUCAAUGUUUGCUCGCGGCGAACAAUUAGAGGAUCGCAUAGACCAGAUGUGGAAGGAUAUAUCUCCAGACGCAGUCAUGGGAACAAAACUGGAUUGUAGAUUCAUACAAGCUGAAAGAAAAGAAACUUUGACGUCUAGAAUGACGACUAUGAAGCCAGACGUAACCACUGAAAAGCAUACCCGCUAUAAAGGACAAUCCCGUGGUAGUAUCCUUGUUGCAAGCAUUGAUAUUGGCAAUACUUACACCAGAUGUGCUGUCUCGUCUAAAUACGACUAUCACAAGGAUCCUACAGACAUAACGGUGUUGACCCAUCUUUGUUCAACAGAAUCAACAAGUAAUCCAACUAUGGUAUUAAAGGAUGACAACAAAAUGUUUGACAGUUUUGGAUAUGAUGCACUUGACAAGUAUAUGGAACAUCGCCAGGGUCAUCUCUUCAAAGAAAUAAAGCUACCUCUUUAUAGAAAACUAGCAGACAAAGACAUAAAUAAUGUACAAAUUAAAGAUGAAUUAGGAAAACAGAUACCUGCAGUCGAAGUGUUUCAAGCAAUUAUAAACCGCGUUAAAGACCAUUUACACGCUGAGCUAGAAAGGCUACGCACACCAAUGAUGCCUGAAGAGAUCUACUGGGUUAUUACCGUCCCAGCUGUGUUUACGGACCGGGCAGUCACUUUGAUAGAAACAGCAGCAAUACAGUCUGGAAUUGCCAAGAAUAACCUCAAUAUUUCCACUGAACCAGUGUCUGCUUUGGAAUAUUGCAAACACACUCACAAGCGUCAGCACGAGUACUGUACUAUUUAUCACCCAAGUGGAUUAACUAGCUCAGAAGCGGAUAUUUUUCAAGAUGGAAGACAGUAUAUUGUAGUAGAUAUUGGAGGAGAAACGCUAGAUGUCACAGUUAUUAAGACAGGCCUCAGACGAAAUGUUACAGAGCAGCAUAAAGUUUGUGUUGUUGGGAGUGGUAGUAACAGCUUACACGAAGCACUUGACAAUGUUUUGACAGACCUCGUUGGAAAUAAAGCAUAUCACAGGUUCAGCACUGAAAAACAUGAUGAUUAUAGGUUUUUGCACAAAGUAUUCAAUGAAACACUGAAAAACGAAGAUACACAUUCUAACAGGGUCAUCAGUGUGAAGGUACUUGAAUUAAUUGUGUUUGACAUCGAAUCAGAAGAUAAUUUUAAGACUGCCCUUGGUAUGUCUCCUUAUGCUGGUGAGAUUAGUGUUUGUGCCGAUAAGCUGAGAUUGUCUGCAGCUUUUUGGAAAGGACUUGUAGCAGAAUAUUGUCUGACGUUAGUCAAGCAACUAAACGAUGUGUUUGAGAAAUACUCAUGUGACAAAAACAUUUGUUUAUUGCUUGUUGGAGGAUCUGCUAGUUUUAAAACGGUCCAAGAAGCUGUGAUGAAAGAAUUUAAUAACUUUGACAUUUUCAUUCCGAUGCAACCUGAAAUUGCUACAGUCGGGGGUUCCGUAAUGCUGGGACAUGUCCCUCCAUUUACGAUAGAUCGUGUUCCAAACGGAAGAGACACCAUAGUGAUGAUAGAAGAUAAUCAGUCAAAAGCAAGUGAUUGUAAAAUAGAUGACCAAGCAGUCGCAAGUGAUUUUGUGCAAAGUAUAUCCGAGAUGUCAGUUUCGAGCGACUUUAUAGAAGACGAAACAAUAGCCAGAUCAUCGAAUAUGCAGACAGGACUGAAAUCUUUGUCACAGAGAUUGCAGGGGAAGCCACAAGAAAUAUCAGUUAGACGAAAUUAUAUUACUGCUGAUGUUAUCACAGCUUACGGAGACAUAGAUGCAUCAAGACCAUUGAAGGUGUGUUUUGCUGACGAAGAUGACAAGGAUAUGACAAGAGAAAUGUUUGGGUUGUUCUGGGAAAAGACAUGCAGUGUAUGGUUUCGAGGAGAAAAUGCUACUAUCCCGCUAGUACCCGUUGCGAAAAGAGCAGAAGCCAGACGUGUAUUUCCGGUUCUUGGUAAAAUUCUAGAGCAUAUGCUGUGCAUACUUGGUCAAUUCCCUACCCAGAUAUGUCGUAGUCUUGUUCUAGCUAUAGCUCAUCCCGACAAAGAUGUUGAUGCUGAUUUAGUGCUUGAUGAUUAUCUACUGUAUGCACCGGAAAGAGAAAGUAUUCUUUUGUCACAGAGUUUAGCGAAGUCUGAUUGGUCUGAAAGUAGAAAGAAGCGUCUGACCAGAUUUUUCAGCGUGAACAAGAUUUCAAUGCAUCCAACACCAAAGUCAUUUAGAGAAGACCUUUUAAACAUUGCUUAUGCAGAAAUCAUCGACUCUUCACAUGUUUAUGUUGCAUUGAUGAGGCGAGGAAUUUCUGAUUUUGCUUUAAAGCACUUCUUUGAUGUUCUUGACACUGACGGUUUGAGGUCAGAGUAUGAAAUGACAAAACCCACAACUGAAAGAGUUGUUCAAAUGAUUGAAGAUAUGUUUGACAAAGCUGGCUUUAGUGCAGAAGAGAAAAUCAUCAUCAAUUAUCUCAGCAACAUUAUCAGUGAUAUGAGCAAGAAACAACUACGACAAUUUCUGAUCUGGCUCACAGGUUCUCCUUGUAUGCCUCAGAAAAUCAACAUUACUUUCAACACAUCUGGAGGCAGGUCAAAGCUUCCUGUAGCACAUAGCACAAGUCACGUGCUCGAACUGUCCAGAGACUAUAGUUCGUAUCAAGAUUUUGAGCGUGUUUUGAUGGACGUUCUGUCAAAUGAAUUCUUAAUUGUUACAGCAGGUGAAUCUGGUCGUUAAAACAACCACAAAGAAACGAAAUAGUAUCGACGAAGAGUGUAAAGUGAUAAACAUUCUUGCAACUACAUUUAAAUAUUUUGAUAUUCGCUCAAUACAUGAUGAUUUAUUUAGUCUGAUCCAAUAUGGUGAUUUCUUUGUGACACUUGAUGUGUGACCGUUGUCACUUUGGUACGUGUAGCUCAUGCUGAAAUUCAUAAAAUUCAGUAUUUCCUUUAAUCCUUUCAAAAUAGGCAUUUGUCAACAUGUUUUAUUGAAACGCUAUAUGCCACGAUUUCAAAACCAUCAGGUAAGUUUUGUAUUGGAGAGUCCAUGAAAUUAUACUGGAUAUACUGGACUUUCCAGGUUCGAUGCAACCAUGUGAACUUUUUUAUUUUGAAUUACGUCCACGUUAUCUGCGUUGAUGUUUUGCAACAUAAAAUCAACUUAAAACCAUUUAUAAUAAGAAAAAAAAAUACUGAUUAACUUAUUUAUCUUUUAACAGUGUAACGCUAUAAAGAGAUAUUCGACAUUCUUUUCCGAGAACAAGCAAAACAAGCAAAUUUCUAUAUCAUUAUCUGAAUGACAAUAUGAAUUCAUAAAUGUUACAGCAGAUAAAUCUGGUCGUUGAAACAACCACAAAGAAACGAAACGGUAUCGAAGAAAUGUGUAAAGUUGUAUACAUUUAAGGAAUUCAGAAACGCAUCAUCCAUAUAUUGAAUUUAUUUCAUUCUUGUAAUUUAUUUCUACUAUUUUUAUAUUUACUUAUUUAUUCAUUAGGUCUGAUCCACACUGUAAAAAUAUACUGUAAUGUUUACGGUAUGUACCGUUGAAUAGUUACGGUAUUUUGCCCGUACAGAUGAUUACGGAAUUUAGACCGUGAACCCGCGGUAAUUGCUGGAAUAAAAUAGCCGCCGCCUGAGACCAACGUGUAGAAUAUUUCUUGUAUCAAAUUUUUCUUGUUUAGAGAUGCUUUUUAAUAGCAGCUGUCCAAACAUUUUCAUGUUCGCAAGACGCAGCUGAUAUAGGUGUUCAAAUACGCGACUGGUUUCAUUAAACAGAAAAUGUGUACAUUACAAAUUCUAUAACAAUGUUUCUACGGUAAAAUUCCUGGCAGCUGGUUCCCAGUACCUUAACCGUUAAAUAACAGUUAGGCCUGUAAAAAAGGAAACGGUCUGUCCUGUAAGUUUUACGGUAAAAUUCCUUGAAACCAGAUGCCAGGAUGUUUACUGUAAAUCAUUAUGGUAUGUCUUUACAGUGGGUAUGGUGGUUUCUUUUGUGAAGCUUGACGCAUGACCGUCCUUACUUUGGUGCGUAUAGCUCAUGCUGAAAUUCAUUAAAAUCAAUAUUUACUUUUAUUCUUCUCAAAAUAGACGUUUCUCAAAAACUUCAUUGAAGCACUUUCAAACAUCAUCUGGAUGUUUUUGUAUUGGAGAGUCCGCCAAAAUAUACUGGACAUACUGGACAUUCAAGGUUCGAUGCAUUCACGUGAAGGUUUUUAUUUUGAAUUACGUUCACGUCAUCUAAUCGCUUUUUGCGACUUAAAAUCAAAUUAACCUUUUAUCAUUGGAAAAACUUAUUUAUUUAUUUAUCUUUUAACGGUGUCACGACUUAAAACAGAUGUUAGUUAUUCUUGUCCGAAGUUAAUCAAAAGAAACAAAUUUAUUUAUGUUUGAAUGACACUAAUCCGAAUAUGAGCUUCAUUUAUGGUAUGAUUGAAAGUGAAAUUUAUAGAAGCUCGUUUUCAUAUAGAAACCUUUUCUCAUAUCAUUCAAUGCAUAAGAUUGAAAUUGUAUCAUUUCUGUGUCAUUUCUUUGACACUUGAUUUAAAUGCUUGAAAAAAAGACACCUUUUUUAAUUUGAAAUGUACUGAUAAUAUGUUGUGUUUCCUCUAGUUUAUGUUUGUGUAUCUCUUUUUUUUUUUUUGAUGAAAUUCUUUUCAUGAGAAAAGUUUUGCAUAUUUGUGAGAAUGUUAAGAUGGCUCUGUUACUUUACACUUAGGAUUUAACUCCUCUUAUGAAUGUUAUACUAGGCCUUGAGCCAAGAUCUCAAAUUCCAAAAAUUGGCGAACAAAAUUUUAGUGCCUUUCAUUUUAAUAGUUAUAUGUCUGUUGUCUUUGAAACAGUCGGCGGCUCUCUUUGAUAUAACUUAAUGGCCGAUUUUCUUGAGUUUUACUUGCAAUCAUUAUUUCGUUAAGAUUUUGAGGAUAAUCUGUUUGCUUUGGAAUACGGAAGGCUCAUUCAGUUUUAUAAAUAUUUGUAACAUAUAAUACUAAAGUAAGAGCAAAGAGUUCUCGUGAUGUCUCAAUGACAGGUAUAGCUCAAUAUGUGUCAUGUUUUGUAUUUUUAAGUAAUGCACUUAUCGUUUGUUUAUAUAGCUUUAAGCAACUGUGUAUUUUAGCUUGAGAAUUUUAAGAGUUUUAUUUUAACAAAUAUUAGAUAGUAUGUGAAUUUUAUUCGGGACAGAGUCAAAAGCAGAUUGCGGAAUCUUCGAAUAAGAUUGAAUGAAAUUCCAUAGUUUGUGUAUAUAAUUCAAGUAGCAUAUUGAGUAAUGCACAUUUAUUGAUAAAUGUAUUUAAAUUUUAUAGUUAUAAAUGUGUGUUUUGUAUGAAAGGAUAAAUUCAUUAAAGUAAA